This is a messenger RNA of Pogona vitticeps (central bearded dragon), 10020 nucleotides long. RefSeq names its product zinc finger protein 106 (gene ZNF106). Gene Ontology annotation, molecular function: SH3 domain binding; RNA binding; zinc ion binding. Gene Ontology annotation, cellular component: membrane; cytosol. The record is from RefSeq and is a predicted model, not a curated record. NCBI's taxonomy places the organism in Eukaryota, Metazoa, Chordata, Lepidosauria, Squamata, Agamidae. Gene Ontology annotation, biological process: insulin receptor signaling pathway.
GUUCUCUUUUGAGUCGGCUUCGGCAAGUCUCGGGAGGGCGAAGCGGAGCUACCGCCAGCAUUAACGUUGGCGGGACGGGGGGUGGGGGCCUGCCUGGUCCAUCUGGCGGGGCGAUGUGUGUGUGGUUUGUCGCGGGCUGAGGAGGGUACGACCUGUGAGUAUUGAGAAGCGGGUGGAUGCCUUUGUGUGGAAGCUGUGGGCUAGGAUAAGAUCUUUUGGAAACAUUCACUAUGGUCCGAGAACGAAAAUGUAUAUUAUGCCACACCAUAUACAACUCAAAAAAGGAAAUGGAUGAACACAUGAGAAGUAUGCUUCAUCACAGGGAACUUGAAAAUCUCAAGGGGAGGGACAGCAAUCAUGAGUGCCAGGUGUGUAAGGUGACAGUAGUAGGCCUGUCAGCAUAUGCAAAGCACAUCUCAAGCCAGCUGCACAAAGACAACAUUGAAGCCCACGAUGCAGAGGAAGGACAGGAGGAGGAAAAGGAAGAAUACUUUGACAAGGAAUUGAUCCAGUUAAUCAAACAAAGAAAUGAGCAGAACCGGGCAGGUGAAAUGUGCCGUGCAAACCAUGAAACUGAAAGUGAUGACAGGAGACUGCAAAGACAGCAAGAUGACAGAACCUCUUAUCAAGACAGAGACAUAUAUGAUUCAUCGUCAAGGUAUCAUCGUGGACCAUCACAGAGGGACUGGAAAUGGGAAAACGAAGGCUUCUUAAAUCCCAGACAAGGCAAAUUCACACAUUCUACAAGAAAGCCAAAUAAUACAAAAAAGCAUCUUGCCAGUCAAAGAGGAUGGUCUGGGUGGCAUCCAAACAAUUCUGGAGCACCUCCGAAUUGGUAUCACAACUAUGGAAAUGCCGGAGCUGUUUGGCAUCAGAAUCCUGGAGGAGGAACAUCAGGAUGGCAUCAUGGUGGUAGAGGAAGAAGUUCUAACUGGAAUUCUGGGGGAAAUAAUGGCUUUUCUAAUUGGCAGUCCAAAAAUUCAGGAGCAAACAGGAAGCCUGGCCAACAAAACACAAAUGACUGGAAUUUAGGAAGAAACAGAGCUGCAAACUACAGUACCCAAGUUGACAACAUGGUUGCUCCGUGGUCAAAAAGCAAGAGUAUACAAGAAAAUUACAUCAUAGAAAGAUAUUCAUGGCAAUGGCAGGAGAGUGGUUCUGUUGCAUCCUAUACAGGCCUAGCUAAAGAAAACGAUUUUAACUGUUUAUUGGAUUUCACAAGUGAUCAGCUACCUUCAGAUCAAUUAUUAAACUUCGUUGUUUCUGAACAGCCAGAGAGCAAGGCCUCCAAGGUCAAUGGAAAGUGCAACAACCCUUCCCGAGAAAAGACAAAUCGGUGGGCUCCAUAUCCCUCUCCAAAAAUAGUAGAACAGCAGCCAGCAUCUGUUGAGAGUGUAGCUAAAUCUUCAGAGAAAGCAGAUUCUGCACAUUUGUCAUCGUCUCAUCUCUCUUCAAAAUGGGCAGAUCCUAAAACUAACAAAUCCAAAAUGAGGAAAUCAGAAGAAAAUUAUUCAGUAGCUACAAAUUCCAAAAUGACACCCAACAAAUCUGCACCAUGUAAAGGACCAAGAGAAUACAGCAGUGAGACAAAACCAGACUAUGCUGAAGGUAAAGGAAGCCGGAUGCCAACUCUGAAGUCCCCACUUCUGGCUAUUCCAGAUAUAAAGCCUUCACAAAAAAGAGGCCCAAAGAGUCUUUUGAAACAGGUCCAACUUCUUCUAUCUUCAUCGUCGGGGGAAGGUCAGAAUCAACUGAACACAUUAAAUUUAGAAAAUAACAAUUCCUCCUUAAAUGGAUCCAAGGCGAGCAAUGAGUAUAGUAACUCUAACAAUUCAAAAGGCAUUAAACAUAUGCUUGGCAAUAAAAAAGGCUUAAAUGAAGUGUUACAAAAGACCAAAGAAGAAAUCCAGUAUAAUGGUUCUCUCAAAAACUCUUACUCAAGCCCUUGCAGGAGUACUCAAACUGAUGGAAAUAAAGAUUUGAAUAUUGAGGUCCCUACAGAUAAAACAUGUGAGUCCCAAAUAGCAAAAUUGGAAAAUGAGAGCCCCAGAGAUAUAACAGGAAGCAAGACCACUCUGUCAAAAUUAUGUUCAUCUUGUGAUCUGGAUGAAGCAGAACAUGCUACAGGAAGAAAAGGUAACUGUGUAGGAGAAUCAGGAGAUACUGUGAAAAAUGGUGCUGAAUUCCAAAUGGACUCUUUGGAAUCCCAAUCUAGUGAUCGACAAAAUGGAGCUAUUGAAUUGAAAGCAUCUUUGGAAGAGGGUGGGGAUGAAAAUACCAGAAAAUCAAAUGAUGCUGUUGAAGAAGAAAGUUAUGGAGAUCAUUCAAAUCAAGAGCUGCAGAGAGAUUCAACAGGGCAGCCCUCAGGCCCUCUUCUUCCUGAACUGAGUAAGCUUGGCUUUCCGGCUUCUCUCCAGAGAGACUUAACAUGGCGUACCAGUUUGAAGAGCAAAACUGGCUCACAUCUACCAGAACCCAACCUCAACAGCGCAAGGCGCAUUCGAAAUGUUAGCGGCCACCGGAAGAGUGAAACCGAGAAGGAAUCAGGGCUCAAGCCAACUUUGCGGCAGAUUAUUAGUGUAUCUCGUCGAAAUGUAAACUGGGAGCAAGUCAUUCAGCAAGUGACAAAGAAGAAGCAAGAACUUGGCAAAGGUUUACCAAGGUUUGGCAUAGAGAUGGUUCCCCUCAUCCAGAAUGAACAGGAAGGUCUUGAGGUGGAUGAGGAUGCUGACUUGACCAGUCUUGAAGGAUUCCAUUGGGAAGGGAUAUCCAUAGGCUCCCCUGGAACUGUGAGGAAACGCAGCCUCUCCGAAAGCAGUGUGGCUGUAGAUAAGAUGGCCUCUGCUUACAGCUUUUUCAGCAACCAAAGCAUGAGCAAAGAAAAUGAGCAAAAGAAAGUCAGUCCCAUUGCCACCACUGAGGAUGCAGUGUCUAGAUCCCCAAUACCUGCAGAUGCCAUGGUUCAUGUGAAGCAAGAAUCUGCUUCUCUUCCUUCCUCACCAUUCAUGUCUGACAGGACUGAUUCAGGAAUAAGACUCAGCCUACAGACUCCCCCAAAUGUUAACAGAACUACAGCAUUUGGUACAGAAGAAGCCCAGAGAAACCGUGAAUAUAGCACUCAGUUGCUUGAAAGCCAUGACAUGCUGGAGAGUCCAGGACAGAGAUACUCGGUGGCUUCAGCCCUUGCAACAUUCAGCAAUCUAGAUGCAGCUACAGACAGCAGCUACACAUCAGGCAACGAGCAGAAUGACAGCCAGGGUACAGGAAAAAAGAGAAGAGCAACUGGAGAGGGAUCCUCUCCUGAAAUUCCAAGUCUAGAAAGAAAGAAUAAACGAAGGAAGAUUAAAGGGAAGAAAGAGCGUUCUCAGGUAGACCAGUUGUUGUCUAUUUCCUUGAAAGAAGAAGAACUGAGCAAAUCCUUGCAAUGUGUGGAUGGAUGCCUCAUGCAGGCUCGGGCUGCUCUCCAAGCAGCUUAUAUGGAAGUACAGCGACUGCUUGUACUGAAAGAGCAAAUAUCAGUGGAAAUGGGGACUCUGAGAAGCCAGAGAAUUCAGAUUCUGCAGGGUUUGCAAGAAAGCUAUGACCCUUCUGAGCAACUGCAUCAACUCCAUGCCAGUGACUCAAGUGAAAAAAGAAUUAGCAAGCUUCAGCCUGCCCAUAAUCUGAUUGCUAAUCCAGGUCUUCUUGUUCCUCUUUUGGAAACUGCUUCACCUCUUGCUGCCCAGAUACCCCCUGUUCCUUUGGCGGCCAGCCUCCAAGUAAAAAGUCCACCUACAUUCCAAAGCCCUCCAAGCCUUGGAGCCAUCUCAGUCCCUGAUUCGUUUAUUCAAAUCAAGCAGGAACCUGCCUCUCCCAAACAUGGGGAAGAGAGCAUGACUAUUCCUGAAGAGAGCUCUCCACAAGCAGAACUUCUGUUUCCGGGUGGGAAUACAAACCAACAAUCUUCACUAUACCCAUUUACCACUCCUGCCAUGUCCUUGUCAGGGCUAAUUGAGUUCCAAGAACCUGAUCAAGAUAUUCAGAAGUCUCUUCCAAAUAAGGGGAAGACCAGAUUAUCUGGACAUUCUUGCAUUAAUGGUUCACCAAUGCUCUUGUCGGUGAAGUCAGAAGAAAACAAAGCCCCAGCAGACAAUGCCACCUCAGAACAGUGUAGCAGCUCCUUCCAAAGCCAAGCUUUCCUCCCUGAAUCAUAUGUGAGUGAAGAUCCCAGACAGACAACGGAACAGCCUGAACAGAUGGCAGUCUCCACUCUAGUUUCCACAGAGGGCAAAACAAGCAAGAAAAAGAAAAAGUUGAAGAAGAAGAAAGCACUACGAGCGGCAGCUCAGUUACCUGAGAACAGUGAUACAGAGCAGGAUGUCAGUGACUCAAAACCUUUCAGGAAAGUCAAGACGAUCAAGGUGCCCAAAGGGGAAAAAGUGACUACAUCCACUCCUCUGAAGCAAGAGGAUGCUGCCCAGGAAGGAAAACAGAAGAAAGACGAGAAUGAAAGUGACACAUCUUUGGAAUUUGUGGAAGUCCCCAGGUCUCCUCUUGAAGUGGUGGCUAUCACCUCCUCAGAGUCAGGGGAUGAGAAGCCAGACAGCCCUUCUAAGCGGGAUGCCCUGAACACCUCAGAGCAGCUUUUAAAAGAGGCGUCUCGGUCUGGCUAUGAUGAAGUCAGCUCUACUAGUGAGAUUGGAACAAACUAUAGGGAUGGGAUAGCUAGAAGUGUUGCUGAGACUCAGACAUCGAUAUCAUCACUAAGAGGAUCAAAAAACUCAUCAGAAGUCUCUUCUGAGCCAGGUGAAGAUGAGGAACCUAGUGAAGGGGUCUUUGAAGGACAUUCGGCCUCAGUGAAUGCCAUUCAGAUUUUUGGCAACUUAUUGUACACGUGCUCAGCAGACAAAACUAUCCGUGCAUAUAACUUAGUGAACAGGAAGUGUGUCGGCAUCUUUGAAGGGCACACCUCAAAGGUGAACUGCCUCCUGGUGACUCAGAUAUCAGGGAAGAAUGCAGUACUCUAUUCGGGCUCCAGUGACCACACUAUAAAUUGUUAUAACAUCAAGACUAGGGAACUUGUGGAUCAAUUUAAAUUGGAUGACCGUGUGCUCUGCCUGCACAGUAGAUGGAAGAUUCUUUUUGCGGGACUUGCUAAUGGCAAUGUUGUCACAUUCAGCAUGAAGAAUUGCAAGCAACUAGACACCUUUGAGUGCCACACUCCUCGGGCAAUCAGCUGUCUUGCCACAGCCCGGGAAGGGGCACGGAGGUUGCUGAUUGUGGGAUCCUAUGAUUGUACGAUCAGCGUGCGAGAUUCCCGAAAUGGACUCUUACUUCGAACCUUGGAGGGUCACAGCAAAACUGUACUCUGUAUGAAGGUUGUGAAUGACUUGGUGUUCAGUGGUUCCAGUGACCAGUCUGUCCAUGCCCACAACAUACAUACUGGUGAGCUGGUGCGCAUUUACAAAGGGCACAACCAUGCCGUAACAGUUGUGAACAUUCUAGGAAAAGUGAUGGUAACAGCUUGCUUGGACAAAUGUGUCCGUGUUUAUGAGCUGCAGUCCCAUGAUCGUCUGCAAGUCUAUGGAGGACAUACGGAUAUGAUUAUGUGCAUGACUAUUCAUAAGAGCAUGAUCUACACUGGUUGCUAUGAUGGAAGUAUUCAAGCUGUACGGCUGAACUUGAUGCAGAAUUAUCGUUGCUGGUGGCAUGGAUGCUCUCUGAUAUUUGGAGUCAUGGACCACCUGAAACAGCAUUUGUUAAAUGAUCACACAAACCCAAAUUUUCAGACUUUGAAGUGUCGCUGGAAGAACUGUGAUGCUUUCUUCACCUCCCGAAAAAGUUCCAAGCAGGAUGCUGUGGGACAUAUUGAAAAACAUGCUGAGGAUGAUAGCAAGAUUGACUCCUGAAGAUUUUUUUGCCUCCCAUAUUGGGAAGUACUUUUUUUAUAUACUGGAACUUUUCCAUGCCUUGUCAACCUCUUGUCUUCUCCUUUUCCCUCCUCCUAUAUUCAUAUAUGGAGUGAAAAAAAGGAUGUGGCUUUUUUUUUUACUACAGAGACAGCAUCUUAGUUGCAGCUCUGUAGAAAAGGGAAUGAUGGACAGACUGAGACCAAACAAAACAUUGUUUUAAUUUGUUAGAAGAAAAAAACCAAUAAUGCUUUGUUUUAUUUUCCAUGUUAAAAACAGACAUUGUGCAUGUCUAAAAUUAGUUACUCAGAGGAAUAUUUAGUACUCACACUCGUGCCUAUAUACACUGUUCUGUUUGUCCAUCUAUUUUGAUGCUGUAUUCAGAAUGUCCCAGGUAAUUUACAGUUUGGGAUUUAGACAAUUCCAACAAUAAAAAAAAAGAACUUCCAGUAGCAAAUACCACCUAAGCAUUGAACUUUGCAUUUCCUUUCAUUACGUAUUUGUAUCAUCUCUCUGGUCAUGCGAGAUUUUAAUGGGGAGUACUAGAGUAAACAGAUUGUGUCUUGUUUGGUUCUUCCAUUUGUGCUGUGAGUUAUCUCCAGUUCUAUUGUUACAUCGGCACAGUAAGUCACUCUUAAUACUUGACUUUUUAUGCAUUUUAGCUCUCCAAGAAUCUGGUGAUAAUCACUAAAAUACUGCCUCACCUAACCAACAACCUAGCGUCUGUUUCUUAAAACAGAUUUACUGUUACUUUUAAAAUAGUUUUUAAUUAUCAGGCACCUUGUUGCAGACUUGUGAGGAUAACAAUUUCAGCUUUUAAGCAUAUGUUUCGGUACCUUUAUAUCCAGCACUGUCUAGCCAUAGUAAGGGGAUUGCAACAAUAAUUCUGAGAGUUUAUGACCCAUUGGCUAAAAUCAUGUAGUAAGUCACAACUAGAGUAAGCCCAUUGAAUCAGUGGAACUUACAGAGGAAUUGUGUACUAGAUUCAAGCUAUUGUGACAUUUUAAAUUGCAGAGCUUUGGAGUCCUUUACUGUUAUUGAGCAUGCUCACUUCUGCAUAACUGACACAUUGUAACCCUGUGCUUUUCAACCAGCUUAUUGGUGGCCAUCAGUCUCUGAGAUACCAUCACCUUCUGUUGAGCGUUGCUCAGCAAAAGAAAAUGCUGCUUGCUGGAUGGAAAACAUGCACUUCUAACAUCCAAAGAGCCCAAACAGAAGCUGAGAGGACCAUUUGUCGGUGUUGUACCACCAUUUAGAAUGACAUGCAGAAUUACAGAGUUGGAAGGGGCCUACAAGGCCAUCGAUACAGCAUCCUGAGAAAUAUAAUUUUGAGACAAUAGCUAUAGGACAAAGAACUGAAAUAUUUUGUGUGGAAAAGAAAAUAGUGUACACAUGUCCAUCACUGUUUCAGAGGUUUGGAUGCAGCACUGUGCACCAGUCGGUUCACGCAGUGGUUUUAGAUCUCAGCCGGUGUUCUUGUUGUUACUUGCAUCAGCCUUUUUCUGCCUUAUUCAUGAAGAAAACUGAGAACCUUGCAACAUAUCUAUGUCUAUAAAGUUAUUUUUGAGGAAGUGGAAGUAUUAAAUGAGCCCAGGGUGUUUUAAUCAAACAGGAGGCAAUGUUCACCUAUAGAUAUGUUUUGAAGCAGCUAGGUGCAAGGUGGAAGCUAUUGCUUAUCUUGAAGAACUUGUAAACGUUGUGAAUGCUUGCCCAUUUGACUGCAUCUUGGGCUUAUUUGAAAAAAAUUAUUUGGGAAAGAUUGUCCCCUUUUUUUGGCUGUGACUAAAAAUCUGGGUCUGUGUAGCCAUUAUUUUGGUGGCAGAAAAAUUGGGGAAAAAUACAUAUUAACUCUUUAGAUACUAUGUCCUUCUUUUACUCUUUCCUUCUGUGGUGUGAAGAAUUUUACAGUUAAUCGGUAAUAUUCUUUUACUCCAAGAGGGGGCACAUCUAGAGAGUAGCACCUGGAUUUAAACUGCACCUGGAUUUUGUUUUGUUUUACCAAUGCUUUGGCAAUUUUUUCCAGAGUGAGACAAGCUGAAAGAAACUGCCAAGUGAGCACCUCAAGAGGCAUCUCAGUACUUUAUCAAGAAGUUGUAGAGCGUUCAGUCCAUAGAAAAAAAAUUAAGCAUGCAAUGGGUGUGUGAGUGUGUGUGGAUGUGUUUACAAAAACGGAAUUAUUUUUAAAACAUCCUUAGUUGAAACAAACGUGCCAAGCCAGAGUGGUUGUAAGAAAAAUACGUGGAGUGCAGUGUUCGUAUUAGUCUUGAGGAUUUAUUAGUCUUGAGGAUUAAUGAGUGAUUGGAUUUAAAUUCUGCAUCCUCUCGAAGUUCUUAUUUUAAGGCUUCAGUGGAAGAGGGUUGUGACUUCCUUUGCAGGAAUGUAUUAGUAUUUUUUUUCACAGCACUAGUAGGAUAUGUGACAUACUACCUACUUGUGUUCUUAGCUGUUGUAAUAGGUGUAAAUGUGUGUGCAUUUGUUUAAGAUGGUUGUGAAAAUGUGUUUUUUUUUCUUUGAUCCAUUUUGGGAUGCCAUAGAUAAUUUGUCUUCAGAGUGAUUCACCAAUAAUUUGUGAUCAUAUCCCUCCAAGGGUUGGUUCAAUUAGGUUUCCAUUUACUGGAGACUUUGAAGAAAAUUGUUGUAAGCCAUGUCACAUAUUCAGAAAUACCUAUUUUCUCAUAUACUCCUGAAUCUAGUUGUUAGUCCAAAGUAUAGUAAAGUCCUUAAAUAAGUAGGAUUUACAUAAGCGUUGACUCACCAUUCAGCAUUUGAUUCAAUAAGUCUACAAAUGUUUGGACUGGAAAUAAGAGAUAGGUCUCAAGGUUUUGGGGGCGGGGGCUAUUUCAGUAUGCAGUAAUGCAACUUCUACUCAAGCUGCAUAAUUCCUUUAUUUAGAUAUUUCAGGGAUUUUUUUUUUAAAUAAUUCUUUGGUAUGAGGUUCUGCUUUCUGUUCUUCUGCCUCUUUUGGAGAGGAUGUGAGCAUGUUUCUCUGGACUCUGCCAGAAACCUUGGUGCCACAAAGGACAUGCUUUUUGAUUGCUGGUUUGUGAAAAGUUAGCAUCAUUCUGUCAUGCUCAUAAAGGUUCCAAAUGUUUCUGGCAUCUUUUCACAAAUAAGCUGAAGUCGUCUUGAGAAAGCUUUGUCUUGAAAGUAGGAGAUAGAAAUAAGGUGGCUAGAAGGAUUUGUGGAGUGUGUUCUUUAAUUCUGUGGGAAGUGUGUUAAGUUUUAUAUGUUGGCUAAUGUAUGAGUAAGCUUUCAUGGACUGUUUAUGAAGUGCACAUACUUCUCCAUCACAAUUGGCAUUUAUUUGAUACCAUUUCUUUUAUUUUGUGAAUGUAAGUGUUUGGUGUGUGCUAAGAGAUGUGCAGUGGGGGAACGGUUUGUGUAUCAAAAUUCAGGGAGUUUUGCUGUUGUUCAUCUGUUUGCAUCUUCUUUUGCCAUUAAAGGUGACUGAGUAUCAGUGACAACUCCAGCUUUUCUUUGUCCUUUGAGACAAAUACCGUACUUAGGCUUGAAGGAUCAAGACAUCAAAGCCACAGUUCCAGUAGAUAUUGAUGGCAAGACCUCUAUCUUAAGGGUGCUGGAUUGAAUUUUAAUAGUGAAUGAGAAUGUGAAAUUUGUUCUGGCUUUAUGGUUAUUUCAAAAAAAUAAUAAUUCAAGUUUGUUGUGUGAGAGAACUCACAAAUUCAGUGGCAUGUAGUUUAAAAAAAUGUGAAGACAGUGGCCAGCCAAGAGCUAGCUUGACCUAAAUGAUGACUUUCCUAGAUUUUUCUGGUCCUCCAGGUAGGAUUACUUUCCUCAAGGCAUACCAGCAGACAAAACUAUGAAUUUUCCAUUUUUCUCUAUUACACUACUGCUAGUAGAUGUAACAAGAAAGGCUCAGGUUGUGUACACUUUCAGGCAAGAGCUGAUUUAUGUGACUAAAAAUACUGGUUGAGAUAAAAUGCAUAGACAGUAAGCUUUACUGGCAGCUUCCCCUAAACCUACAUUGUUUAUGUGGGUGACGUGUAUGGCUUUUUCUCAUAAAGAUGUGUGACCCAAAGGCACCGAAUGACUUGGUCUUUCCUUUUUACUACAAAGCUGUGAACUAAAUAAACAAAAAGAAAAUAAAGAAAAUAAAUUUACUUUAUACCAA